Lachancea fermentati is the source of this 2697-nucleotide messenger RNA. Lineage: Eukaryota; Fungi; Ascomycota; Saccharomycetes; Saccharomycetales; Saccharomycetaceae. The record is from the annotation of a GenBank genome assembly.
AUGUCAAGAGUCGCUUCCGACCGUGCUACUAAGCGGUCCAUAUCGUCGACGAUUGUAAGCUUUUUCAAAAAGGACAAGACGGGUGAAGAAGCGUGGUCCGUCGAAGAAACCGCACCGCUCUCGCCCGAGCUCGAACCGCAGCCCAACGACUCCGACAACUCCAAAAUGGCUGAGCUGAUUCUCUAUGAGUCAGAAGCCGAUACGCGGCCCCUCUUACUGCCGAUUCUUCCGCUUCAACGCCUUAGGAUGCUACGCUACAAACAACAUCUGCGCCGUUUGCAGUAUAACUUGCAAGAACCUUUCCUUCGGGACUUUUCGGGCUCACCGCAGUUGUCUCCUCCUCCUAAAAAGUUACAGCUCCAAUCUCUCAAAGUAAGAAAGCCUGCCAAAGCUCUGCAAAAGAAAAGCGUACUGGGAAAACGCUGGAGCGGUGAUCUCGAGUACGACCUGUCCGAAUAUGACGUGAUCAAGAAACCAAAGAAGGCCUCAUCUCUGAAAACAGAAACUCCCUCCAUAGAAUCUCCAGGAUUAGCCCAUGCAAUUUUAAAGAGACCCGGAAUCUCGAGCAGGCAUGGUUCAGGCGAUAAUCUCACAGAGAAUCAGCUAAAAUUGCUCAGCGGGAAGCCUAUGGUGAGCCUUGUCCCCAAGAGCAAUGUCAAGCCAACAGAAGUCGCAAACAUCAAGGACGCUGAGACACCACGGAAAUUAGCAGCUUUGCCCAGUGUAGGGUUCGAUUUCGUAAAGAAUACAGAAAACGAUUCCAAAUUGGCCGCUGCAGCAGCUGACUCAAAUGCUUCUCCUUCUACAUCUAACAAAAGGAAAUUGACACUCAGCUUUGAACCCACUCAAUCGACUGGAUCGAAUGAAUCGCAAAAAGUAUCCUUUAACUUGAAGGCCGAUACCCCCAAUCAAGACGCGACUAAACCAAAGGCAACCGUUCCGUCUUUCAAUUUUAGCGCACCUAAAUCAGAUGAAAUCGAAGCGAAACCGCCUGCUUUUUCAUUUGGAACUUCCAAGAUAUCCCCAAAUCCUACGACCUUGGGAGAUUCCAAACCUUUGAAUGACGUCAAGGAAAAAAAACCAUUCAGCUUCUCGUCAUCAACAAAAGAAAAUUCCAAUGACAGUAAGCCUUCCUUUACGUUUGGAACUUCAAACCUUGCAGAAAAUAAGCAAUCGGCUAAAAAAACCACCGCUGAACCAGGUGAAAAAUCUGAAAAGAAAACUCCUAGUUUCGUUUUUGGGAAGCCUUCAGAAAAUGCAACUGCGUCAACCAAACCCUUGUCGUUACCUUUUGGCGCUGCCGCUCAGGGGGACACCCAAAAUGGCGAGCCGGAAAGCAUUUCGAUCGGAAAGAAUAAUGAGACAAAUUCCAAACCUAUGGACUCAGAAAGCAAGGCAACUUUCGCGUUCGAUACAAAAUCUACUAAAAAUACAUCUGAUGACCAUACUGCUACAAACAAGCCAAUCAAGUUCAAUUUUGCGAAUCCUUCAGUUGCUACCACCAAUGAGACCAAGUCUCAAGUCUCUUUCAGUGCAUCUGAUAAGUCGGAACCCAGCGAGACAACAAAUACUAAAAAUACACAAGCAAAACCGCUUUUUUCGUUCGGCAACUCUGGUGGAGUUUCAGAAACUGCAACAUCAAAUCCAUCGCUCAUUUUUGGAGCCAAAGAUUCGUCUACCAAGGAUAGUAACGAAAAACCUGUUUUCUCUUUUGGGGCAAAGGAAUCAUCAUCGAAAGACGAUAGUAGCAAGCCUAUUUUUGCCUUCGGAGGGUCCCAACCAUCAAACUCAUCCUCAGAUUCAAAACCUGCAUUUUCUUUUGGCACUACAGAGAAUAAGAAAGAUGAAGGAGCAAAAGAAGCUCCAUCCGAAACAAAGUUAUCUCAACCUUCAUCCUUAACUCCAGCGUUUUCUUUUGGUGGCACAGCUGAUAAAAAGGAACCCACUCCUGUUUCCUUUGGGGCCCCUAGCACAACUAAUCAAACUUCAGGGGCAAAGACGGCAGAGACGGGAUUCAAGUUUGAUACGUCCGGUUUGAAAUCUAAUGCCACAGCAUCGAAACCAUCGUUUACCUUUGGUGCGAAUACGAGUGCUCCGGCUACAGCUAACGCCUCGAGUGCCGCACCUGCGGCGAAAGCUCCCUUCACAUUUGGCACGUCACCAUCCCCAGCGUUUGGUGCUCCAAAUCCUCAACAAGCAACUUCUGGUUUUAACUUUAAUUUUGCAAACGGCAGUCAGCAGCCGCCUGCUAACACUGGUCUGUUCGGUUCAGCAUCCACUACAAGUAAUAACUCCCCCGCUUUUGGUUCGACUACAAACAAUCCACCGGUGAAUUUCAAUUUUGGUGGUGGAAAUACAACAGCAUCUUCGACUCCACCUCCCUUUGGUAAUGCACCAACCCCUUCAUUCUCUGGUCCAAACGCCCAGAGCAGACCGUUCAGCCCGUCCCAUUCUGUAAAUUUGAAUUUUGGGGGUCCAGCGUCUCAGACGCCCAGCACAAUUUUUGGUGCUGGUGCAAGUGCUCCUCCCGCCCAAAUAUUCGGUGGCCAGCCUCAGAAUGCAAUGGCAGGUUUUGGAAAUCAACCACAAAAUGCUGCGCAAGUGUUUAACGGCGCUGCUCCCGCCCCUGGGCCCCAGAUGCCUAUGCAACUUCCCCCAGGAAGGAAACUUGCUAGAAUGAGGGCUAGGCGGGGGUGA